GCGGCUGCUGGUCCUGGGAGCGAAGGCAACGGAGAUCUUCCCAGCUCGCGAGAGCGCCCCCUUCUCCCACGGUUUCAGAGACCCAGCAACGGCUAUGGCUCCGGCGUCUGGCUCCCCCAGCCCGGAGUGGGAGGCCUCGGGCUCCGGGGAGAAGCGUCGCAGUUCGUCGAAGAGCCCUAAGCCCAGCAAAUCCUCUCGCUCCCCGCGGGGCUGCCGCUCUCGCUCGCACUCUUGCUCUCGGUCCGGGGACCGGAAUGGCCUUAGCCAUCAACUGAGUGGCCCCAGCCAAGGCUCCCGAAACCAGUCCUACCGUUGCCGCUCGCGGUCACGCUCUCGAGAGCGGCCCUCCGCGCCGCCGGGCGCCCCUUUCGCUUUGGCCUCCUCGUCCGCCUAUUAUGGCGGCUCCUCACGCCCCUACGGGAGCGACAAGCCAUGGCCUAGCCUCCUGGACAAGGAGAGAGAAGAGAGCCUGCGACAGAAGAGAUUAAAUGAGAGAGAGAGGAUUGGAGAAUUGGGAGCUCCUGAAGUAUGGGGACUUUCUCCAAAGAAUCCAAAACCAGACUCUGAUGAGCAUACACCAGUAGAGGAUGAAGAGCCAAAGAAAAGCACCACUUCAGCUUCUACUUCAGAAGAAGAAAAGAAGAAGAAGAAGUCUAGUCAUUCAAAAGAAAGAUCCAGCAAAAGGAGGAAGAAAAAAUCAUCUAAAAGAAAACAUGAGAAGUAUUCUGACGAUAGUGACAGUGACUCUGAUUCUGAAACAGACUCCAGUGAUGAAGAUACAAUAAGGAGAGCAAAGAAAGCCAAGAAAAAGGAAAAGAAGAAGAAACGCAGAUCGAAGAAAUAUAAGAAAAAGAAGUCUAAGAAGAGCAGAAAAGAUUCCGGUGAUUCAAGUUCUAAAGAGUCCCAAGAAGAGUUUCUGGAGAAUCCCUGGAAGGAUCGAUCAAAGCCUGAAGAACCCUCAGAUUUGAUUGGCCCAGAGGCUCCCAAAACACUUGCUUCUCAAGAUGAUAAACCUUUGAACUAUGGCCAUGCUCUGUUACCUGGUGAAGGUGCAGCUAUGGCUGAACAUGUAAAAGCUGGAAAACGUAUCCCACGAAGAGGUGAAAUUGGCUUGACAAGUGAAGAAAUUGCAUCAUUUGAAUGCUCGGGUUACGUAAUGAGUGGUAGCAGGCAUCGCCGAAUGGAGGCUGUGCGACUGCGAAAAGAGAACCAGAUCUAUAGUGCUGCUGAGAAGAGAGCCCUUGCAUCCUUUAACCAAGAAGAGAGACAAAAGAGAGAAAACAAGAUUCUGGCCAGUUUUCGAGAGAUGGUAUACAGAAAAACUAAAGGAAAAGAGGACAAAUAAGGAUUUUCUGAUUGUUCAUCAGACAUUUUUAACAACAAAAAAGAAAGUUUGGGUUCCAUAUAUACACACAAAAAGAUGAUCAUGAUCUGAAAAAGCUUUACAGUGCUACUGUGCCUUCUAUUUAAUUCUUUCAGUCUUUCUAUAAAAAGCUGCUUAUUGAU
Messenger RNA from Physeter macrocephalus (sperm whale), 1506 nucleotides. Its product is annotated as NF-kappa-B-activating protein. Gene Ontology annotation, molecular function: chromatin binding. NCBI's taxonomy places the organism in Eukaryota, Metazoa, Chordata, Mammalia, Artiodactyla, Physeteridae. Gene Ontology annotation, biological process: negative regulation of DNA-templated transcription. The transcript has a single exon. Bases 95 to 1345 code for a protein of 416 amino acids. Gene Ontology annotation, cellular component: nucleus. The record is from RefSeq and is a predicted model, not a curated record.